Messenger RNA from Necator americanus (New World hookworm), 2244 nucleotides. RefSeq lists its product as uncharacterized. Gene Ontology annotation, molecular function: dopamine:sodium symporter activity. The coding region runs from base 1 to 2244 and encodes 747 amino acids. NCBI's taxonomy places the organism in Eukaryota, Metazoa, Nematoda, Chromadorea, Rhabditida, Ancylostomatidae. The record is from RefSeq and is a predicted model, not a curated record. Gene Ontology annotation, cellular component: plasma membrane; neuronal cell body membrane; neuron projection. Gene Ontology annotation, biological process: sodium ion transmembrane transport; dopamine uptake involved in synaptic transmission. The transcript has 17 exons.
AUGCUGAUGAAAAGAAAUGGCUGCGCGAUAAAUGUGAGGAACGACUACAACAACCCUGUGGAGGGAUUUGGCUCAGCGUCGUCCAGAUGCAUUUUCGUACGACUGCGGGAUCGCAGAGAAUGUAAACUCCGGAUCGUAAGUGCCCACGCACCUACGGGAACCGCUGAAGAGAACAAAAGGGACGCUUUCUGUUAUAAAGCCAACGCGUUGAUAUCUGAAAUACCCAGGCAGCAAGUGGUAAUUGUCGAAACCGACGCAAACGCGAAGAUGGGACUGUGGCAACGAUGUUAUGUAGAGCAGACGGACCUCAUAAACUUUCCUCGUUUUGGAGCUGUCAAACUACAGCUCGACUACGCCUUGAAGAGGAACAUUCCUCAGUUGGAUAUUUGGAAAUCUAGAGCUGCUUGGAACUUCGCUUUCGAUUCUGAGUCGAGGAAGAAGUUCGCUUUUGUUUGUGCGGAAACAAAAUCCACAGAUAAUUCUACAUGUGCCAACCGCAGUACUGGUGAUUUCAACCAGGAGAAACGUCGUCAGCAGCAAGACUGCAAAAACGAAUUGAUAUUAAGAGCAAAGAAGUUUGAAAGGACAUGGCAGGACAUGAACCCGAAGAAAGCUUAUGAUGAUUUGGAUGAUGAUGUACGUUCGAAUGGAAUGGCAAAAGAUACAGUCGUCGAGAACGUUCCAAUUAUAAAAGCGGAUGAAAGAGAAACUUGGUCGACAAAGGUCGAUUUCCUUCUCUCUGUGAUUGGUUUCGCAGUUGAUCUGGCGAAUAUAUGGCGAUUUCCAUAUUUAUGCUUCAAAAACGGUGGAGGUGUAUUUUUAAUACCAUACACAUUAAUGGUGUUAUUAGCGGGCAUUCCACUUUUCUAUAUGGAACUCUCAUUAGGACAAUACUAUCGUAAAGGAGCAAUAACUACAUGGGGACGUAUUUGUCCACUAUUUAAAGGAAUUGGCUACUGUGUGAUUAUGAUCGCUUUCUACACGGAUUUCUUCUACAAUGUCGUCAUCGCAUGGGGAUUACACUAUUUGUACGCGUCGUUUACAACUAAUUUACCGUGGGCCAGUUGCAAUAACUCCUAUAACAGCCCUGCAUGCUAUGAACCACAUUGGAGUGAUGGAUCAUCACAUUGUCGGCCACCAGUUCAGGAUGAAUCAUCAAGAAUUUCUGCAGCAGAAGAAUAUUUCUACAAAGGUUUUCUUGGCCUACAUGCUCCCGGCGACACCACAUCCCACGUCGCUAGAGGUCUCGAUGACUUGGGUGAUAUGAACUGGCAUAUAGCAAUCUGUUUGGCGGUUGUCUACUUGAUUUGCUAUUUUUCGCUCUGGAAAGGGAUUGGAAUGAGUGGAAAGGUUGUAUGGUUCACAGCUCUUUUUCCGUAUGUUGUGCUUGGCGUUCUAUUCAUUCGUGGUAUAACUUUGCCUGGAUCGGAAAUGGGAAUUGACUACUAUCUUAGGCCUAAAAUAGAAAUGCUCAAGGUCCUUGGCUACAUGUCCUGCAAAAGCGGUAAGCCAAUCGAUUCAGUCGCUCAAGAAGGACCAGGUCUCGUGUUUGUGGUGUAUCCGGAAGCGUUGGCUACUAUGCCAUGGGCACCAGGAUGGUCGGUACUAUUCUUCCUCAUGCUAAUGACGUUGGGACUCGACAGUUCUUUUGGUGGAUCAGAGGCGAUCAUCACAGCGUUAUCAGACGAAUUUCCUACAAUCAAACGCAAUCGUGAAAUCUUCAUAGCGUGCCUCUUUUCAUUUUAUAUGCUCGUCGGGUUUUUUAUAUGUACGAAUGGCGGCAUACUUAUUAUGGAAUGGUUGAUCGUGUAUGGUGUAACAUGGAGUAUAUUAAUCGCAGUAUUUUGCGAAGCUAUGGUCGUCGCCUAUAUAUACGGAAUCAGUCAAUUUGUACGCGAUUUGAAAGAAAUGCUUGGAUUUGAGCCGGGAAUCUAUUGGAGGAUAUGUUGGAUGUUUUUGGCGCCAGUAUUUUUACUAAUGAUGAUCCUAUCGUCAUUUAUUCAUUACCAACCGUUAACGUACCAAGAUUACAAAUUUUCACCGCUUGCUAACAUUCUUGGCAUAUUUUUUGCCUUAUCCGCUGCAUCUGCUAUACCUAUUGUUGGUCUUUACAAAUUCUACACAGCCAAAGGUAGUACCAUACGAGAGAAAUUUCGACGAGUGGUGAUGCCGUAUCGAAGGCGACCAUCGCAGCAUGAAUAUGUUCCCAUCGGACGACGACAUUCAUCCGAUGUGAUGUUAUAG